AUGCAGGGCGGCAUGGCCAGGUUUUCAACAUCGGCUGGGACGAGCCAUCCCGAUGUACAGGGCACGCUCUCCAUGUUGGCCAUGAUGUAUAUGACUAGACAGCAGUAUCCGCAGGCGCAGGGCUACUUCGAUCGACUUCUCGCUUCGUAUGAUGAGUCAGGCACCGAGUUACCGGAGAAUGUACGCACGAUGGCGGAACUAUGUCGGAUGAAUACACGGUUCCUGGAACCGCAAAGAGGAUCAAGUCUCCAGGGAUUGUUGAAGUCGUUUCAAAGACAGAUAUAG
Aspergillus tanneri is the source of this 285-nucleotide messenger RNA. RefSeq lists its product as uncharacterized. The coding region runs from base 1 to 285 and encodes 94 amino acids. The transcript is spliced from 2 exons. The record is from RefSeq and is a predicted model, not a curated record. NCBI's taxonomy places the organism in Eukaryota, Fungi, Ascomycota, Eurotiomycetes, Eurotiales, Aspergillaceae. Gene Ontology annotation, molecular function: protein binding.